UCUUGAGGAGAGAGAAAACACUUAAUGAUUAAGGUUCAUAAUGUCAUCACAAUAAGUCUACUGGAAACCGCUGAAGUGCCCAAGACGUGGGCUCUACUUAAAAGAAUACUUCUUCUGUUGUUUGUGGCUGACUUCCAGGCCAUACGUUAUUUAUGUUCGUGCAAACGAAGGUUUUCUUGGGGGGAAACUCACAAAAUUUAGUUACCGCUGGUUGAGCAGUGUUCAGACAUUUCAAGGCUCGUUCGGAGCAACAGCCGAUAAUAAGUGCCGCUCUGACAACAUUAAGUCAUCAUGAGUAGCUCAGAAGAAGUGUCAUGGAUCUCCUGGUUCUGUGGCUUACGAGGCAAUGAAUUCUUCUGUGAGGUGGACGAGGAUUAUAUUCAGGACAAAUUUAACUUAACAGGUCUUAAUGAACAGGUGCCACAUUACAGACAGGCAUUAGACAUGAUUCUGGACUUAGAACCAGAGGAUGAAUUAGACGAUAAUCCGGGUCAGAGCGACCUAAUUGAACAGGCCGCCGAGAUGCUAUAUGGACUCAUACAUGCUAGAUUCAUUCUUACAAAUAGAGGCAUUUCAAAAAUGAUUGAGAAGUGGCAGCAAGGAGACUUUGGUUACUGUCCCAGGGUAUAUUGUGAAAACCAACCCAUGCUCCCGAUAGGUUUGUCUGAUGUCCCCGGAGAAGCUAUGGUCAAACUCUACUGUCCCAAGUGCCAGGAUGUGUACACUCCCAAGUCAUCCCGACACCACCACACUGACGGUGCUUAUUUUGGCACCGGCUUCCCACACAUGUUGUUCAUGGUUCACCCAGAGUACAGACCCAAGCGUCCCGCCAACCAAUUUGUUCCAAGAUUGUAUGGAUUCAAAAUCCAUCCCUUGGCUUACCAGCUUCAGUACCAGGCCGCAGCAAGUUUCAAGAUGCCGAUGAGAGGCAUGGGUCACAACAACAGUAAACGAUAAAGAAGACAUACGUAGGAGAUUAACACUGGAGAAUUGAGCUGUUAUCCCCCUUCAUUGGGAGACCAUUUUCUAUAUGGGCAGAGAACUUCAAAUGAAGAUCCUGUAAAGUGGGGGGUAACUUCGGUCAUAACGACUGUGGUGUACUUGAUAGUGGGGGAAGCGGUGCAUUAAGGAGUGCAAAGACUGGAGAGAGAAAUUCAUUCAUUUUUUUUUUCCUGUUUGUUAAAUACCAGUGAGAAAGAAAAGAACUUCUGAUGACAUUUGAGAAAUUCACUGGUGACUGCUUUGAUGAUAACAUAGGUUAUUGUCAAUCUCCAAAUGUUUCUUCAGGUACCCGGUUUUUUGUACACAACCUUUUGGCUUUGUUCCCGUGUUGGUGUAAAUGUGGUGGUGAUAUACACAGCUAAGAUUUGUACAGUCUGUUUGUAUGACAGCAUCAGUAAUAAAAGUUGUAUAGUCUGUA
Messenger RNA from Liolophura sinensis, 1420 nucleotides. Its product is annotated as casein kinase II subunit beta. Lineage: Eukaryota; Metazoa; Mollusca; Polyplacophora; Chitonida; Chitonidae. Gene Ontology annotation, molecular function: protein kinase regulator activity. Gene Ontology annotation, cellular component: protein kinase CK2 complex; cytoplasm. Bases 292 to 957 code for a protein of 221 amino acids. The transcript is spliced from 7 exons. The record is from RefSeq and is a predicted model, not a curated record.